Ornithorhynchus anatinus (platypus) is the source of this 4107-nucleotide messenger RNA. RefSeq names its product cysteine and histidine rich domain containing 1 (gene CHORDC1). The coding region runs from base 263 to 1519 and encodes 418 amino acids. The record is from RefSeq and is a predicted model, not a curated record. NCBI's taxonomy places the organism in Eukaryota, Metazoa, Chordata, Mammalia, Monotremata, Ornithorhynchidae. The transcript has 16 exons. Gene Ontology annotation, molecular function: zinc ion binding. Gene Ontology annotation, biological process: centrosome duplication.
CGCGUUGGAGGUAUUUCCGAAAGGAGAAACGCUCAGUGUCAUGAUUCUGUGUGAACCACAGCCCAUCAAGACUCUACCAUUCAAACCCCAAGUGGUACUUGUAAAGUGCGUUAUUUGCCAGGCACAGCCCUAAGCGUCGAGGUAGAUACAAGUCUAGGCAAACUGUGCUCUACUGCAAGAAAAGAACCACUUCCAAACCAUCCCAUUUUCAUCAUCGGAUUGAAAACGAGGCCGAGACCGUGGCCAUGAGCAACAGGUUGACAUGCCUGUCUUGCUGUUUCCCAGCAGUCCACGUAUUCGUAUGCCACUUGCAAUCUCCGCCGACUCAACGACAAACUGCCGAGACUGGGCUUGGAACGGGAACAAGAAGGCAGAGGAGUUGGGUAGAAGGGAGAGAAGACAGAAAAUAACUGUCCAGUUAUUCCAUUUCAAUGAGUCGGUUAAUGAAAACGGGGCAGAUCUCCCUCUACCUCCUGACGCCCACGUCUUAAAGACAGAGAUGCGGAGCUUCGACGUCAUCAGCGACGGAGGCCGGACGGAGACGAGACCUGUCAGAGGCGGAGACGAGACAGACUCCUGCACGUAUCACCCGGGUGUUCCUGUCUUUCAUGAUGCCUUGAAGGGUUGGUCAUGCUGUAAGAGAAGAACCACUGAUUUUUCUGACUUCUUAAGUAUUGUGGGCUGUACCAAGGGCAAACAUAAUAAUGAGAAGCCCCCCGAGCCUGUUAAGCCUGAAGUGAAGAGUACCACCGAGAGGAAGGAGCUGUCCGAAUUGAAACCGAAAUUCCAGGAACACAUCAUUCGAGCCCCUAAGCCGGUAGAAGCCAUAAAGCGGCCAAGCCCAGAUGAACCAAUGGAAAACUUGCAGUUGAAAAUAUCUGCCUCACUGAAACAAGCACUGGAUAAACUUAAGCUGACAUCUGGGGGUGAAGAAGAAAAAAAGGAGGAGGACAGCGAUGAAGUCAAGAUUGGGACGUCAUGUAAAAAUGGAGGCUGCUCAAAGACAUAUCAGGGUCCCCAGAGUCUAGAAGAAGUCUGCAUAUUUCAUUCUGGAGUGCCUAUUUUCCAUGAAGGGAUGAAAUACUGGAGCUGUUGCAGAAGAAAAACGUCUGAUUUUAAUACAUUUUUGGCCCAAGAAGGUUGUACGACGGGAAAGCAUCUGUGGAUUAAGAAGGAUGCUGGGAAAAAGGUCAUUCCUUGUAGACACGACUGGCAUCAGACUGGAGGUGAAGUGACCAUUUCAAUAUAUGCCAAAAAUUCUCUUCCAGAACUGAGUCACGUAGAAGCGAACAGUACACUGUUAAAUAUUCACAUUGUAUUUGAAGGAGAAAAGGAAUUCCAUCAGCAUGUGAAAUUGUGGGGUGUGAUCGAUGUAAAGAGAAGCUGUGUAAAUAUGACGGCCACAAAGAUUGAAAUCUCCAUGAAGAAAGCAGAACCCAUGCUAUGGGCAAGGCUAGAACUCCCUCCUCCCAAAACCCAAGAAAAACAGAAAGAGGAUGGUUUAAAAGAUCAAGAGUAGUAAAGGAAGAACGAACUACUAGCUAUCACUUACCCCUUUGACAUCCUGUUGCUGCAGGGUGGAAUGGUGACUUGCUGCUGUAAUCUGAUGGAAGUAAUUUUUAUUGCUUCUAAUCCACUGCGGGGAAUAUUCUUACCUUAAUGCUGGACUUAGGCACUAGAGCUAAAGGCAGGGAAGAGGAAAAGUCAGAGAAAGUGUUUCCCGAUAGCACCUUGGAGUUACAACAGGGGAAAUAUUUUUUUAAGAGCCGUGUAUCUCCUUGUUCUUCUUUGCUCCCUUCUCAACUUUUAUCUCAUAGUGAGCUAGAAUGCGAGUCAUUGUAAGAUUCAUUUUGAUGUUUAGGUUCUUGGCUUUCGUUUUUUUCUUUGAAGCUUCAGCUUUUGAAAACAUGUUUAAUGUGCUCCGUUUCCCGGGAUUCAAACUGGACCAUUGGAAUCGACUCUAGGGGUUGGGCAGCAGGAGAAAUUGUACUCAUCCGUAUUUCUAAGAGGAGAGCCUCAGUUUUGCCUUCCAGAGCCCUUAGCCAAAUGGGGAAUUAAGGACCUUUCAUCUGGAAGGAAAUAGUUUGCUCAUGUGAGCUCUUUCUUCAGGGGUUUUUACAAGAUCCCUUCCCCAAUUAAUAGGACUGGUGUCCUGAUCAUUACCAAGUAUAAUGUAAUUCUCUUCAGCGACCUUACAGGAAGGUAAUGGGGGAAGUACGACAGAACUCUUUUUGGCAUGCUUAGAAAGAAGUAGGACUUGUAAGCCCUAAUGUGAAGUGCACUGUAACACAAGGACUGUGUUCUUCAGGGGAUGAAGAAGUCGGCGAAGGUGGAUGGUUUAAAGAUGCAGAAGCCCACAGUAUGCAGUGAGGCCAGGAUUCCUAAGUGGGAAGAGGAUUCCUAAUUGUGUAACGAAAACGAACGUUAGAGCAGAACGGGGUGGGCACUUACCUGUAGAACUUACCGGCCCCCCAAAAAACGGUCGUACGAAGCAAACUGCCAGGUUCACCCACAAUUUUCAGGCUGAGAGAUGCAUUUUAGGAAACUGGGCAACUACUCAAACCCUAGCAGUGAGGGUUGGUUUGUCUGACUUCUCUCUAGUGCCUGUAAAAUGAGGAUUACUUACAUCUUCGGGAGUUCUUGCCUUCUUACAGGAGGCAGAGCUAGGAAGUCUUCUCUUCCAGCUGCCACACAGCAGAUUGUUAAAUCUAAUUGAGCUAGCAUACCCAUUAAGGAACAAUUAGGAUUUCACAAUGCUAGGCAAAGCGCUGAGAAAAUCACAAGUCUUCUGAGCACUUACCCGGCGAGUUUUUACAAUGAUCCCCUUCUCCCCGACCAAGGCACGUUCCAGGAGCUGGUUAUUUGUGUGUGCUCUAGCUACAGGUUCCAAAAGUUGGACCACCUGCAGUCCUUUCACCUACUCGCAAGCAACAAUCAGUGAAUGCGAGGGAGUGAAUAUUUCUCCGAAACUGAGAUCAACAGAGCUGGGUUUUUAAAAUACAUUUUUACCUGCAUUCUCAACUUUUCAGUCCCCUAUUUUCUGCAUUUAAAAACUCCCGCCUCGAAGACUGCUUAUCAAAUCUGGGGUGGGAGCUGCUUAGCCGACAGCAUGCAUUUCUUCUCAAAUGGUCUCUUUCACACGUGCUUGAUUUUCUCUGAGAUAGAUAUGCCUGUCUUUGGUGGGGGAACAGCCUUCUUUUAACAGAACGAUUGCUUUUACCCCACAACGCUGGAUUUCUUAAACCAUGCCAUUUUGUUUACCUUUAGUGAUAUUCCAAAUUCUCGUCCAUUUCUGGUGAAGAGCUAGCUAGAACCUUUCGCUUCGGCUCACCUCCAGCGCUGAAAAGAAAUAUCUCGAGGAAUGUUACUUCAUUUUUUUUUAAGACCCCACUUUUCUGUUUCAAAAAAAAAAAAAAAAAACAAAAACAGGUUGCUUGAAGGGGAGCAAGAAAGUUUUUAUAAUGGAGAAAUAGGGUUUUUUUGUUUUGUUUUGUAGCAAAUUAUGUAAAUACUUGUAAAAACGUAAACUCGGAUCAACUUACCCUAAAUGACUACUGUCUUGUGUAACUUGUUGAUCCAGUUAAUCGGUGUGUUACUAUUACUAGAUCCGUACACACUAGUUAGAAUGGCACAAGACUGUGCUCUGAUUGUGUACUGUAUUUAUUAACUAUUCUUUCAGAGCAUUCUUUUUACCCCUGCUCUCACUGGAAUGUUUACUUAAUUUGAGCAACUCACGCCCACUCGACAGAUGAAUUCUCCCCCAAAUACCUUGGGGAGGCUCACCUUUUGGAUCCAGGCUCCCUGGUUUUACUCUUGACUCAAUACAGAAAUUGCAUUGAAGUGACAUCCGUGUCUCCUGGUUUAAGGAUUGUUGCUCUUACGGCUCUCCCUUUUUGUUCUUUUGGAACCAAAUGACUUUGGCUUUUCUUUUAGUAAUAUUAAUAUUGUGAGACUGGUUUGCUGAAACAUAAAGAAAUUUUACUUCUGAAUCGGUGGCCCGUCAAUGUUUUUUCUUUUUGCAUGGGAAUUGUCUAAAGGUUACACAUUUGUUUUGAGUUGACUUUUUCCCCUAUAUUUCUGAAUAAAUUAUCAUUAUAUACCAGCAAA